Messenger RNA from Closterium sp. Naga37s-1, 1104 nucleotides. The record is from the annotation of a GenBank genome assembly. Lineage: Eukaryota; Viridiplantae; Streptophyta; Zygnematophyceae; Desmidiales; Closteriaceae.
AUGGCUCGUGGCACAGAGCGCCUGCACAUCGCUUCUCUCCUCGUCGCAUCGCUGGUCAUCGGGAUCAUCUGCGGUCCCGCGCCUAUCGCGGCGUCGGUACUGGACGAUGCAAUCAACAAGGCGAACUCGAUGGCGACUCAGAUGGGAGCAGACGCGACUACCACAGAGCUCGUUCUCAAAUCCAACGUAGAGCUCACGGCCCGCCUCCCCGCACUCUCAGGCGCGGCCAAGCUGACCAUCAAGGGCGCGUGCGGAUCUACCGGAAUCGACAAGUGCAUCAUCAGCGGGCGUGGCGCCUUCCCCAUAUUCACCUCCCCCUCGACGAUCAACACGGCGGGGCAGUUGACUCUGGUCAACCUCAGCUUCCAGUACGCGCUGGGAGGCGUCUUUUCCAAGGUGCUGACGCCAGUCAACGCGAGUCAAUGCAAUUUCGCCCACAACGUGGCUGCUGCUGACGCUGGCGGAGGGGUGCUCAGAGACAACAUCACGAUAAUGCCCGUGCCUCCCAAGCGUCUCUUCAUGAACUGCAUCUUUUACAACAACUCCUCUCCCGCUCUGGGGGGUGGCGCCGUCAACAUAGACGCUCACACCUUCAACGCCACGGGCCUCACUGACCGCGUGCCGGCUCUCACCUUCCUGCGCUGCCGAUUCAAGGACAACAGCGCACCCACGCAUGUGGGGGGGGCGGUUAGGGUGGCAGGGACGGCCAGGCUGCGCUUUGAGAGUUGUCUCUUUGAUGGGAACAGUGCUGGUGUUUCUGGGGGAGCCAUCUACGCUAAAGACGCCUUCCUCACACUCGUCAAAGCCACCCUGAACUACAACAAGGCUCUCGGCACCUCCACUGUCAACACGGUUACCACCGGCGAAGGCGGAGCAGCCUACGCCGCGGCGUCGGGGCGAAACAGCGAGGCUGCGAUGCGCUUCUGCUCGUCGACCUUCCAGGGGAACACCGCCAAGUUCACGGACGGCAGCACGCUGUACAUGGAGACGGGCUGGGGGUCGUCGUGGGCGGCGGUGCUGUCGAUUUGCGACGGGAGCAAGCCGACUGGCACGGUGGUGCCCACGAGUGGAUGGAAGCUCGUGACCGGCUGCCCCGCCAGGUGA